CCUCCAAUCCCCCCUUACUCACCUGCCUCUCCACCUCCCCAUCACUAAUUUUGAAAACGAAUUAAACUACAUAAACCCCAAACACACCCAACAAUGUCUUCCUAAUCAUGUGCUCCUCCCUGUUCUCUGCCGUCUCCUCCGGGCUCCGGCUAUAAGUUGAUCAACCAGUCAUAUUAGAUUAUAAAAAUUGUAAUCGGAGCAUCAGAAAUCUCUUCCCACUUACGCUCUCUAUUAUGGGUAGAGACAGCGGCGGCAGGGGCGGGCGUGAGGCGCUGAUGGCGCGGUGCGCGUCGCGGGCGGACGACGAGCUGCGGUGGUUCCGGAAGUGCCUGCGGUGGAUCGGGAUGGACCACUCGACCGCCUGCCACGCCGUCGUCUCGUGGUUCUUCUUCCUGCUGCUGGCGGUCGCCGUCCCGGCCGCCUCCCACUUCGUGCUGACCUACCGCCCGCGCCGCCGGCCCUACGACGCCGUCGUGCAGCUCUCCCUCUCCGCCGCCUCCGCGCUCUCCUUCCUCUCCCUCGCCGCCGGCACCCGCCGCAUCGGCCUCCGCCGCUUCCUCUUCCUCCACCGCCUGCACUACAAGACCGACCGCGUCCGCUCCCACUACUCCGCCCAGCUCGCCCGCUCCUUCCGCCUGCUCGCCGCCCUCGCCCUCCCCUGCUUCGCCCUCGAGGCCGCCUACAAGGCCUGGUGGUACGCCGUCGGCGCCGGCGAGGGCAGAAUUCCCUUCGUCGGCGGCUUUUCGGUCCUCGGCGACGCCCUCGCCUGCCUCCUCGAGCUCGCCUCCUGGGCCUACCGCGCCGCCGUCUUCCUCCUCGCCUGCGUCCUCUUCCGCCUCAUCUGCCACCUCCAGAUCCUCCGCCUACAGGACUUCGCCGCCGCCCUGCUCGCCGAGCAUCUCGAUGUCCGGCGGCAGCUCCGGGUGAUCAGCCACCGCUUCCGCAGCUUCAUCGUCGCCUGCCUGCUGCUCGUCACCGCCAGCCAGUUCGCCUCCGUGCUGCUCACCACCCGCAAGGACUCGCAGGACGAUCUCUUCAACACCGCUGAGCUCGCGCUAUGUUCGAUCGUGCUCGUGACGGGACUUCUCAUAUGCCUACGCAGCGCGGCGAAGAUCACGCACCAGGCCCAAGCGCUCACAGGCCUUGCCGCCAAGUGGCACGUGUGCGCUACCACCGAGUUCUCCGAUUUCGACCUCGAGGCACCGUCCUCCGAUGCUGCUCCCAAAACGUACCGCGUGUACCCCGCGAGCGACAGCGAGGACGAAUCGUCGUCGUCGUAUGAUGGGACUGGUGAUGAGGAUGCACUGGAGAACACAAAGAUUGUGAAACCUCUUGCUAGGACAAUUUCCUUUCAAAACAGACAAGCACUUGUGACUUACUUGGAGAACAACAAAGCAGGGAUAACGGUUUUCGGGUUCACGCUUGACAGAUCAUGGCUCCACACGAUUUUCACGCUCGAAUGGACGUUGUUCUUGUGGCUUUUGAGCAAAACAAUCGGUAUCUCGUGAAGCCGAAGAUCUCCGAUUUUGAUAUUCUUAUUCGUUCGGUGUGUGGAUUCUCAAUAGGAUUUGCUCUACUUCGAGAUACGAAAACACAUGGUGUGGUGUGUUCUUCUUCGGUUGUUCAUUCAACCAAAUUGCUGAUUCGCCGCCACAUCUUGGAUUGGUUUUGCAUCUGAGUGAUUCUUUUUCUUUUUCGUUUUUUUUUUGGCGUUUUGUCUAGUUAUAUGUUGUGUUGGUGUUAAACUUCUGAGUUAGCAAAUAUGAUCAUUUGUUUGUAUAUUAGACAACUUUGCAAAAAGAAGGUUGUUUUGAGAGUUGUUGUUUCUUGUAAAUGUGUAAUGUAGCAGAAUUUGUUUGAUGACAUGUAAAUCACCAUUGACGCAAUUUGCUCUAUUCACUUGUAGGGUUGUUUGAGCCA
Molecule: messenger RNA, 1920 nt
Organism: Ananas comosus (pineapple)
Lineage: Eukaryota; Viridiplantae; Streptophyta; Magnoliopsida; Poales; Bromeliaceae
Exons: 3
Coding region: 234-1508 (424 amino acids)
Source: RefSeq, a predicted model, not a curated record